Molecule: messenger RNA, 1992 nt
Organism: Westerdykella ornata
Lineage: Eukaryota; Fungi; Ascomycota; Dothideomycetes; Pleosporales; Sporormiaceae
Product: Pet127-domain-containing protein
Exons: 2
Coding region: 1-1992 (663 amino acids)
Biological process (GO): mitochondrial RNA 5'-end processing
Cellular component (GO): mitochondrial envelope; mitochondrion
Source: RefSeq, a predicted model, not a curated record
AUGUCCUUGAAGGAAGCAUUGCUGGGAGCUGGCACAACAUCCAAGACAAAAAAGAAGAAAAAGGGGACGCCCCUUGAGAUCGAAGUGCUGUCACCCGAUCACCUGCACUUCCAGGCCAUCGACCACCAUAUUCCCCCAGUUCCCAGACUGUCCUAUGGCCUGGAUCGCGUCUUAUUCAAUCCCGGCGUUUACCGGCUUCAGGACCCGCGGUCACGCGUCUACAACUUCGAUCCCUACCUUGAGAGGAUCAUGCCGGUAGCCGAGUUCGAUUUUGAUGCUCUCAGCGAAUACAAGACCUCUUCCAAGGAUCCUGACCUGCUGGCCCUUACGCGGAAGCUAAACACAAAGUUCACUGGCUCAACCUCUAGCAUGUCGGGCGUGUUGCAGCAUUUCCAUUUCCUCCUCUCCAGCUUUCGGCCGUUGAAUCACACCAUGCUUUCGCGCAAAUUUCCCGAGCCAAGUCCCAAAUUCUCCAAGAUUACCACGGGCCCGACGGCCAUUUUCCUGCGGUGGAAGGACGGCAUUUACGCAAUCGAUGCCGACAAGUCGUACGACUCGCCCAACAUCAUGAGCUGGUUGGGCCACUCCCUGGAAAAGUUGCUGACUACUUCCCGUGAAGAGUUUGAGCGGUUCCGUCGCUCUAGUCCAGAAGAAGCACCGGCAGAGGACGAGUCGGGUAGAUGCUUCCAUUACUCCAAGCUCGGCAACUUUCUCAUGCGAUCCCAGUUGGAUGCUCACGACAGCCGCCUCCCUGGAACCGGAAUCUUCGAUCUGAAAACGCGUGCGGUCGUGUCCAUUCGCAUGGAUCACACCGAGUACGAGACUGGAUCCGGGUACCAGCUUCGCUAUGCACAGGGAGAGUGGGAAUCAUUUGAGCGUGAAUUUUAUGACAUGACUAGGGCGACAAUGCUGAAGUACUCAUUGCAAGUACGCAUGGGACGCAUGGACGGCAUCUUCGUGGCAUAUCAUAAUAUCGAACGCAUGUUUGGCUUCCAAUACCUGAGCCUUCCGGACAUGGACAACGUGUUGCACGGCCAAACGGACACUUGCCUGGGAGACCAGGAGUUUAAGCUCAGCGUUGCUCUAUUGGAUGAGAUGUUGCAGAAGGCUACGUCGCAAUUCCCAGACACAACGCUUCGCUUGCACUUCCAAACACAAGAAGCACGCCCGCGCAAUCCUCCCUACUUGUACAUAUUUGCGGAGCCGUUAUCAGACGAACAGGCCGAUCAGAUCCAAAACGCCAAGAACGAAGUAUAUCGGGAAUUUGAGCGAACUGUGAUCGGUGUGAACCGGAAUGACCCGGAUGUGCAGGCCGAGUGGCAGGAAAUCCAGGACCGUGUCGAUGAGGAGGUCAUUGAUGAUGAGAGGCAAGGUGAGACGGAAGCGGCAGACGUGCAGGAGGGGCUUGAGCAGGAACAAUCCGCCCCCACCGAGAGCAGUACCAUGUCUGCCCACAAAGGUUCUGAUGACGUGGACGGGAAAGAUGAGGAAAGCCACGAGGGGUCGGCUCAGGAGACGUCAGAAGUGGGUGGGGAUCAGGAGGGGCCUACGAAAGAUGCUCCCGCUGCGGCAGUACCUCGAGGUCCCUUGAUGGGUUGGACCCUGACGACACGAAACCGUGUCAAUGGCCACUACGUGGAGCGCCCCGAGGAUCUCACUCCUACUGACGACUGGGAAGUCGAAUAUCAUAUCCAGGAAAUUCCCGAGGCGUCAAGAUGGAAGCUUUACGACACCAUGCAAAAGAGAAGAGAGGCGUUGUUAGGCCAGGACAGGGAGACGCAGUCGAAAGCGUUGUCGCGAUAUCGAGGCAUCAUCAAGAAGUACAGCAUCGCUGGACGGGAGUGGAGGGAGGAGCAGGACAGGAUCGAUGCAGAAAUGGGCCGGCGGAUUUUCCGUCCCCUCGGUCCUGGCGCUCACGACAUUUUACGCUACGAGGCUGGACUCAAGGAGAUAGAGGACGGUGUCAAGAGUGUUAGUGAGAUUGUCAGUUGA